AUAAAAGUAGCUGUAUCAUUCAUCAAGAUAAAAAUAUUAUAAUCUACAAUUUGUUCUACUGGCACUAUCACAAUAGAAUUCUUGAUAAACACGCCGGUUUAAAUAAUUCAGUUUUAUGGUUAUUAUACUGCUUCGUAUCGUAACACUCGUGGAAAUCGGACAGGUCUUUAAUUAAAGAUAAUUUACGUCACUCUCAUGUUUAUUUCUUCCACUCAAACUUGAAGAAAAUAUGCGUGGCUAACAACUCUACCUGCGUGGUUGUAUUUUUUGAAUUGUUUAUAAGUUGAAUGGGUACAAAAUGCAAAAUAAUGUAAAUACGGUUGCCGAAAAGGUGGGAAAAGAUGGUGAACAUGCAGCAGAUUUGGAUCAAGCCUUGGCAGUAGCAGGUUUAGGAUGGUACAACAUCAAAUAUUCCUUUAUAUUGGCCCUGUUCUUGAUAGGCGCUAUCGUGGAACCACUCGGCUACUCCUUCGUGGUACCAGCAGCAAUGUGCGAUCUGGAGAUGACUGAAAGCCAACGAGGAUUCAUAGCAUCAAUACCUUACAUAGGUAUCGUGGUUACAUCAUUUCCAUGGGGCUAUUUAGUAGAUACUCGGGGCCGUAAGAAUGUGGUCGUGAUCGCAUCAUUCCUCGCCGGAGUAUUUGGCGUAGUGGCUGCAUUCAUGCCAAACCUCAUAGCAUUUGCGAUUGUUAAAUCCAUCUCAGCACUAUGCAUAGCCUGCCCGGCGGCAGUGCCCUACACGUUCAUCGGCGAGAUCAUCCCUGCCAAGAACAGGGACCUCGUUCUAUCCGUCACUAAUGCUCUGCAAGUUAGCGGAACACUUGUUGUCCCAUUACUGGCUUGGGCUAUACUGCCUCUGGAUUUCCGAAUAGACUUCGGUCUGUACUUGUUCAGGCCCUGGAGGCUGCUCGCCAUAUUGUACGCGAGCGUCUUCAUCAUAGCUGCUGCUCUCAUGAUGUGUGGUCCGGAGAGUCCAAAAUUAUUAGUUUCUCAAGGAAAGAUGGAUGAAGCCCUUGAAGUUCUACAAAACAUCUACAGAGGCAACAAAAAGAAAGGAGCUGGUGAAUUUCCAAUCAAGCGGUUGAUAGCGCCUCCAUACGACAGUGAGAAGAAAACUUUCUUUAAAUCUUUACGAGUACAAAGCGUGCCUCUUUUCAAGCCGCCGUAUGUAAAAUGGUUCGCUUUGAAUAGUUUCCUCAUGUUUGGCGUGUUUUCUACAUUAAAUGGUCUAUACAUGUGGGUACCCGACGUGCUAAAUAGAGUUAUGGCUGGCGACGGUGACGAUAAGACGGCGUGUGACAUUAUCUUCGAUAGGCUCAAUCAGACAUCAGAAAGCGAUGAAUGCGUAGACACAAUAGAAACAGUAACAUUUGUUAUAAAUGCAGUAGCUAACGCAAGUUGCACUGUGAUCUGCCUGGCAGUCGGUAGCUGUGUCAAAUUUAUAGGCAAGAAGAGGCUCCUUAUCAUAGUACUGUUACUAACAGGAACAUUCUGUGUUCUCAUCAACUUUAUAACUCAAGAUAUGGUCUUCGCUGUCCUUCUGUCCUCGAUACAAAUAUUAUCUUUAGCUAUAGGACCGAUCAAUGCAUACUCUGGAGAGUUUUUCCCAACACAUCUAAGGGGCAUGGCGGUAGGACUGACAAUGAUGUGUGGACGAGCUGGCUCUAUCGUCGGUAUCAACGUCGCAGGAGUUCUUCUGAACGCUGUCUGCGAAUUGACGUUCUACGUAUUUGGAGGUUUAUUAAUAGUGUGCGGACUGCUCUCAUUUUUACUCCCGGGGUCACAAAGACCUUUAGUCAAGAAGGAACUACAGCUGGAAAAUUCACCAAGCGAUAAUCGAAAUGCAGAAAUUUCUCAUUUGUGAGAACUUUGUGCAUUUCUGUAAGUGUGUGACUAUGUGCAUAGCUGUGAGUAAAUUAUUUUGGAAUAAAAUUAUUUUUACCUAAU
Spodoptera frugiperda (fall armyworm) is the source of this 1947-nucleotide messenger RNA. Its product is annotated as synaptic vesicle glycoprotein 2A. Gene Ontology annotation, molecular function: transmembrane transporter activity. NCBI's taxonomy places the organism in Eukaryota, Metazoa, Arthropoda, Insecta, Lepidoptera, Noctuidae. The coding region runs from base 299 to 1864 and encodes 521 amino acids. The transcript has 10 exons. Gene Ontology annotation, biological process: transmembrane transport. The record is from RefSeq and is a predicted model, not a curated record.